CCUGGGGGGCUGUCCCUAUACCCCGAGGCUGUGCGUAGUGGCAGAUGCCGGUGCUGCUGCUGGAGACCCCCUUCAGUAGGUCCGGGGAAAGGGUGAUAGCAGAGCCCGAUUUCCUUCCUCUGAAAUGUGAUGCAUGUGGGGAAGUCUUCUGUAAAGAUCACAUCCGUUAUGAUGACCACAAGUGCAGCUCUGCCUACAAGAAGAAUGUGCAGGUCCCAGUGUGUCCACUCUGUAAUGCACCUAUCCCAGUGCAGAAGGGGGAAAUACCAGAUGUUGUGGUUGGAGCCCACAUGGAUAAGGACUGCAAAUACAAUCCAGCACAGCAAAAGAGGAUCUUCACAAACAAGUGCUUAAAGCCAGGCUGCAAAAGGAAAGAGAUGAUGAAGGUGCUUUGUGAACAGUGUGGCCUCAACUUCUGCAUAAAACAUCGGCAUCCCCUGGAUCACGACUGCAAAGGGAACAGCCACCCCACCUCCAAGGCAGGAUAUGCAGCUCUGAUGAGAGCCUCUCACACUGCCCUCAAAUCCCCGGGAGCAAUUGGAGUGCCAUCUAAUGGGAAUCUUCAGCACAACAGGUGCAGGUAGUAGAGGCUCUUCAUAUCUGGAUCAAACCUCUGUCUAAACUUAAUAUUUUCUCUAUCUCUUUAAAUUUCUAUGCAAUUAACGUAUUUUUGUAUCAGAAUGUUUUGUGUAUUCAAUAAACUUUCCAAGCCAACGUUAUUUGUUCCUAUAUUUGGAA
Molecule: messenger RNA, 738 nt
Organism: Manacus vitellinus (golden-collared manakin)
Lineage: Eukaryota; Metazoa; Chordata; Aves; Passeriformes; Pipridae
Gene: ZFAND2A
Product: zinc finger AN1-type containing 2A
Exons: 6
Coding region: 45-584 (179 amino acids)
Biological process (GO): proteasome-mediated ubiquitin-dependent protein catabolic process; protein targeting to ER
Cellular component (GO): endoplasmic reticulum; cytoplasm
Molecular function (GO): zinc ion binding
Source: RefSeq, a predicted model, not a curated record